Messenger RNA from Mugil cephalus (flathead mullet), 1780 nucleotides. RefSeq lists its product as uncharacterized. Gene Ontology annotation, cellular component: mitochondrial outer membrane. Gene Ontology annotation, molecular function: channel activity; protein homodimerization activity; protein heterodimerization activity. The record is from RefSeq and is a predicted model, not a curated record. Lineage: Eukaryota; Metazoa; Chordata; Actinopteri; Mugiliformes; Mugilidae. The transcript is spliced from 7 exons. Gene Ontology annotation, biological process: positive regulation of apoptotic process; release of cytochrome c from mitochondria; extrinsic apoptotic signaling pathway in absence of ligand. Bases 230 to 865 code for a protein of 211 amino acids.
UCGGCGAUUCUAAAUGGGCUUCCGUGUUACUUCCGUGUUCUCCGAGGAACGCGAAGUAUUUUUGACGGAACGGUCAUAUCUGGAUCGGUGACUUUUAUUGAGGCUUCUUUCUCUCUUCGACAGGAACCGGCUUCUAAUGUUGGAAGGAAAUCCCUGAACUCUCUUUCAUCGGUCCGAGCAGACAGAAAGUUUGGAAGCAUGGCUGACAGCCGUGAAGAGGAUAAAACAGAUGGAAACCAGGAGCCGCAAGGAGCUGUGGGUGGAGAAGGAUGGACAAUUCGCAUGCGCCUGUGCAAGCUGUUUGUGGAACCUGCUCGACGUUGUAGAUGAUCCUAUCUUGGAGCAAGGAGCAGUGGUUCUCAGAGGGUAUGUGAUUGAGCGUAUAAACACAGGGGACCCCGAUCUGCAUGUCCGCUCUGAAGAUCUGGGAGGAAGGCCAAAUGAACACCAAGAUCCGCAAAUCAAAGAAGUAGUGGAACAGCUGCUUAAGAUAUCAGAUGAACUGAACAGGAAUUCUGAGUUUCAGCGGCUGGUCAGACAGGUUCAAGGUGACUGCGCUCAGGACGUCUUCAUGAAGGUGGCAAGGAGCAUCUUCGCUGAUGGCAUCAACUGGGGUCGAGUGGUGGCUCUUUUCCAUCUGGCCUACAAUCUCAUAUACAAGGCUCUGACCUCUAACCACCUAGAGAAUAUUAGAAUGGUUAUCAACUGGGUUCUCCAGGUCAUCAGAGACCAGCUCUACUCCUGGAUCGUGCAACAGGGAGGCUGGGAGGGGGUGAUCAGACGUUUUUCUCAAUGGAGGACAGUAGCCAUAGCAGCAUCAGUAGCACUGGUGGUAGCCUUUGUUUACUACAGGAAGACACACUGAGAAAAUUAGACCUUGCAACAAGGACUGCAGUCCUAUGCGCUGAAUGCAUGUAGCUCCUCAGGUUUCCAAGAACAAAAUAUGAUUUUACAGCCAGCUGUCCGUUGGGAAUCUCUCGUCUUCCUUCACCGGCAUAUCAAACUGAGCCAAGGACUUGAUUUUACCUGAAACAUAUGUGGGCCUUGCAUCGGUUCUGUUAGGGGUCUUGCAUCUGAGCAAAAUUUGUAUCAGACCACAGACAACAUAUAGAGACCUAAAAGUGCCUGAGGGCGACACCAACAUAUAGUUGACUUAACUAAUUAUGCUUACAUGUACACAAUUACAUAUACACUGGAGAGUUUCAUAUCCAUACUGACUGACCGAUCUACUCAUUUUUUCCCAAAUCCUUCACUGGACUUAUGAUCACCUACAUUUGCAGUAAAAUGUCUGACACUUCUAGUGUGUGGCAUCUGAAAGAAAAAGAAUACAAGGCCUGACUUGUUUUCUUUGCUUUCUUUUCCUUUGACUCCACUGUGAAUGGACAUGUUUUAGAAAACAAAAUUAAACUUUAGAAUUUAUGCUCUCUAUAUUUAAAAAAUUAUAAAAAUGUCUAAUUAGAACCUUUUGACUACACACAAGAAGGAGCUUCAGAGUGCGAACCUUCUUUUUGACUCUGUGGGUAUUGAUAAAAAGUAGUUAUUACUAUUUAAAUGAGUGCCUUUUACUUAUUUCAGAGUGUAAAUCUUGGUUGGUGAUUUAUGUGGGGUUUGCAGUCAGUACCUCCAUGCUGACCAAGCAGCUGUUAUUUAAUAUGUGUGUAAGUUUUGUUGAGCAUUUUUAGCUACCAAGAACUGAUUGUGCACUUUGAGGGGGAAAUCACAUAACUGAUCUGUGGUGCCUUUUUACAGUUUUGAAAAAAUAAAUAAAUAUUUGAAUGGA